Molecule: messenger RNA, 2184 nt
Organism: Lottia gigantea (owl limpet)
Lineage: Eukaryota; Metazoa; Mollusca; Gastropoda; Lottiidae
Exons: 13
Coding region: 25-2148 (707 amino acids)
Source: RefSeq, a predicted model, not a curated record
GGAACUGUAGGUAAGAAAACCAAGAUGUCAGACGAGAAAGUAGAAGUUAGUAGUGAGGAUGUGAAACCGAUUGUCAGUGAAGACCAAGUUGAAGAAGAGUUGAUGUUUUUAUCACCUGAAUGUCCAGUAAGAAAAAUAACAGUCUAUGCUGACAGAGCAGAAGUUUGUAGAAUAAUCAAUGCUAAACCUAAGAAGGGAAUCAAUGAAAUCAUCCUGAAGAAUUUACCAGCAUGUAUUGAUGGAGACUCUAUCAGGGUUGAAGGUAAAGGAGAAGCCACCAUAGAAGAGGUGUCAUACCAAGUAAAAUAUAUCCCUAAAGACCAGGCUGAUUUAAAUGAGAAACAGAAGGAAUUGAAGGCUCUAGAAGUUGAAUUAAAGAAAGAGAAGGAAGAUUUGGCGUCUGUUUUGAGUUUAGUUAAGCAGCAAUGGGAAGUUCUCAACAAUUUUGCAAAAUCUGCAACGGCUGGAAUUCCACUUCAGGAAUCUGAUAGGAUGGAAACUAUUCUCAAUGAAUCCUAUUUUGCUGGAAUUACAAAGUUCCUGAGUUUGUACAAAUCAGAAGGUUCCAUUCUAGAAGAUUCGAGAAUAACUUUAGAGAGAAAAAUAGAAGAUGUUAACAACAGGAUUGCCGCAAAUCAUAAAAACAUUGGUCAGAUUUUUAAUAGGACUGCAGAAGAGGAAUCAAGAGAAUGUACUAUUGUCAUUGAUGCUAAAACAGAAGUACCUGUAGAAUUAGAUGUGUCAUACGUAGUUACUGAUGCAUCCUGGGUACCAAGUUAUGACAUCAGAAUGUUUACGUCUGAAGGCGUCAUGAAGAUUAUGUAUUAUGGACAGAUUCAGCAAUCAACAGGUGAAGAUUGGAAUGAUGCUAAGAUAUUUUUAUCGACAGCCUCUCCGAGUAUUGGAGGUACGGUACCUGACCUGGAAUCUGUUGUAUUGUCAUUACGUGAUAAAUACCGGCCAGUAGCCAAAGGUUUUAGUCUAUUUUCUGCUAAGAAAGUUGCAGCUCCCAGACCGGUAUUAAGAUCUCAAUUUGAUGAAUAUGAUCCAACAGUUGAAGAUGCUUAUUUUAGUUCAGCACCUAUGAUGGAUUUUUCUGUGGCUCAGCAUGUUUUCUGUAUAAGAGGAGGUAGUCCAAAAGUUCUUGGCAGAAGUAGGAAAUUAAAAUCAAAAUCUAGUGCAAUUUAUGGUGAUGAAGAGGAUGAGAAUAUGUAUGAACUUCUUUGCAAGAAUGUCCAAAUGAGUGUCGUCCAACCUGUCAUGUGUUUAUCAGUAACACAGUUGAUCAAUGUCAAAAUUGUUAUGGAUUUAUUUUUCCCAGCUCUGUGUUGGUGUAAUGAUUUGGGCAAGGUUAAGCUACAGGUAUUUCCAGUAAUGUAUUCAAACAGCUUCAGUAAUCAGAAUAGGUUAAUGUCAUGUGUUCCACCUCCACCUCCACCACCUGCAGCAGCUUGUAUGACCAUGGCUAGAACUAAGGUAGCUGAAACAACAACUAGUACAUCCUAUGAAAUAGCUCGUAUUUCUACUAUCCCCUCUGAUAGUAUACAACAUAAAGUAUCGGUUGGUAUCAUAGAUUUAAAACCCAGGUUAGAAUAUAUCACAGUUCCUAAAAAGGUUCCACGAGCUUUCCUGACAGCCAAACUAACCAAUACCUCACAGUUUACACUCCUACCAGGACCUACUAGUAUAUUUCUGGACAAUAGUUUUGUGGCCAAGGCUGAUUUAAAAUCGGUGUCACCACAAGAAGAAUUUGAAUGUUCACUGGGAGUUGAUCCUUCAGUUAGAGUAAUUUAUAAACCACUGAAAAAAUUCCAAGAAACUACAGGCUUUAUUUCUAAACAACGUAGUAUGAUGCAUCAACAAGAUAUAGAAGUGAAAAAUACUCAUGAAUACGCCAUUAAAAUAUUGAUUAAAGAUAAUUUACCACAGACUGGGGUUGAUAAAAUUAAGGUUAAUUUGUUGGAACCAGCCAUUGAUUUAAAACAUCCAGAGAAAAAUAAAGAUACCAGACUAAAUACUAAACAGAAUCAUAUUGAAUGGGAUUUAGAUGUGGGAAAACAGGAGACUAAAACAGUCACAUUAAAAUAUUCUUUAGAAUAUCCUGCAAAUGAAGAAAUAGACCAUACAGAACGAAUGUUUGAAAAUUAAAUGAAACAGAUAACCAUCUCAGUCUAGAAGUAGAUG